Tinamus guttatus (white-throated tinamou) is the source of this 1992-nucleotide messenger RNA. The record is from RefSeq and is a predicted model, not a curated record. NCBI's taxonomy places the organism in Eukaryota, Metazoa, Chordata, Aves, Tinamiformes, Tinamidae.
AUGUUGGUUCUCAUAGUGGAGACUAUGGGUGGACAGUGUGGAGAUGGUUUCCAAGUCCGCAACCUCACAUGUGUAGUGCACGAUGCAUCUGUUCCUGUUACCUCCAGACCAGUGGAAAAUGCUUUAUGUGGUGAGCUACCACCAAAAGAGAGUGUGCUGCAAUUACCCUGUUCUGUGCCUUGCCCAGGUGAUUGCCACCUGACAGAGUGGUCGGAGUGGAGCUCUUGUGAGCUCACGUGCAUUGGUGGCCGGAGCUUUGAGACAACAGGUCGCCAGUCUCGGUCAAGGACAUUUAUAGGUCAGGCUUUUGAGAACCAAGAGAGCUGUUCUGGACAAGUCAUGGAGACGCGGCCUUGCUCAGGAGGGAAGUGUUACAGCUAUCUGUGGAAAACCAGCCUUUGGCAAGAAAAUGAGCGCACCGUGUGGUGUCAACGCUCAGAUGGGAUAAACGUCACAGGAGGGUGUUCUCUUCAGACCAAACCAGCUGAAAUUCAGCACUGCAGUCCAGCAUGCAGGAAACCCUUCUCCUAUUGCACACAGAAAGGAGUCUGCGGAUGUGAGCGAGGAUAUACAGAAAUAAUGAGAUCAAAUGGCUUCCUGGAUUACUGCAUGAAGGUACCAGGUUUAGAAGAUAAGAAAGCUGAUGUUAAGACUAUUGCUGGAAAAAAUAAACCUGUCAACUCGAAAAUGCAUGACAUUUUCAAAGGAUGGUCUAUUCAACCUUUUAAUCCAGAUGGUAGACUGAAGAUGUGGGUAUAUGGAGUAUCCGCUGGUGGGUUCCUCAUCAUCAUUGUCAUGAUUUUUACAUCCUACCUUAUGUGCAAAAAAACAAAACAGAAUCAAAGCCCUCCUCCACAACAGAAGCCUCUCACCUUAGCCUACGACGGCGACGUGGACAUGUAACAGGAAAAAAGAAGCCCAAACGUAGACAUCCACUGCCUUAACUGCUUUCUUUUUUUGUAAGUCGCAGACUUCUCAGUUUUUUGAGGAAUCUCCUGAUGUGUAAUAUGCUGGGCAGAACAGAAAGAUGGCAAACCUAGACUGUUGCCACCUCUUACAAAAAAGAAAAAGAAAGAGUCAAAGACUUGGAUCCUGUGAAAGAGUGCUGAAGGAACCAGAAAACACAUCUCUUCCUGUUGAGCAAUGGGAAUAUAAAAUAAAAAUCUACAGACGUCAAAAGGCAUUACUAAAAAUAAAUAAAAAGGCAUGACAAUCCUGAGGAAAAUGUGACAUUUAUUGUAAAUGACAAGUUUGACACAGCAUCAUUAUGCACUAUAUUAGUGCAGGGCUCUUUAUUCUUCACAUAUUUCAACAAUGAGUUUUCUAGUGUUUACAUUUCGUUCGAAAGACUUUAAAACUGGAUCAUGCAUUUUGAGGACCACAAAGAAGAAUGAGUUGAAGUGUCUGAAAUUAUCAGUUUUUUUAAAGUUUAUUGCUUCUUAUCCUGUUUUCUAGUCUGGAAUAUGAUUUUUGUUUCAUUUCCACCUAUAGGACAGAAUAAGGAUUGGUAUGAAAAAGCCUACGUGGUUUCUUAACUGAAAAUAUUUUUGAAAGAGUUGAGUAGAUGGGUGUUUUGAUGGGUGGCUAAAGGACUUGAUUGUUUGAAAAGUAUUUUGAAUUAAAUUAAACCAUGUAGAUACAUUAUGGCCAGUUUAAAUUGUUAUUCAGUUUAAUUAAUACAAACUCUGCUUUUGUAUUUAAAUUUUCUUAUCUGAAAUAUUUAUAAAUUCUUUUUUCAAAUUUAAUUACCUGACCUCAUUUAAUAUACAUCUAACACAAAUACUGUUUGUAGAAGGUCUUGCUUUUUUAAAUGUUUCAAAACUGCUGAAAAGCUACAUAUUGUAAACAUCUGGGAACAUUUGAAGAGGAUAAGUGUUUAUAAUAGUACAUGUUGCAAGUAAGAAAGUGCCAUCUUGUGGUAUUGGCUUGUAUUUAUAAGCAAAUAAAAUGCUAAGGAGAGUGAGAAUAUUGCUUCUGGUAUAUUGAAUUAAA